AUGCCAGAAGUGGGGUAUUGGGGAUUCAGGCAUGUUCAAGUGUUUCUUCAAUUCACUGGCCUUGUGAUGGCGUUCGCAAUGAGAGUAAACAUGAGUAUGGCAAUAAUCCCAAUGACAGUUGAGAAAUCAUUUGCUUGGAAAAUGCAAACACAAAGCGUGAUACUUUCUUCUUUCCUUUGGGGAUACGUUGUACUCCAAAUUCCAAGUGGCGUGAUAGCGGCCAGAUAUGGAGGAAAAAUUCUCCUGGCAUCAUGCAUUGCUGUCAAUUCUGCAGCGUGUCUUUUAAUACCUUUUGUAGCAUACGAGACAGGUUGGAAAGGACUCUGCGUUUUGCGUGUCUUGCAAGGUCUUUCUCAAGGCUGUAUAUUUCCAGCCACACAUUAUCUUGUAAGUAAAUGGGUUCCCGUUGAGGAAAAAGGACGAUGUGUAUCCUUUAUUUACGCAGGGUCCUAUCUUGGGAUGGCCUUGCAGCUAAUAGCUUCUGGUUUUAUAAUUGAUAUAUGGGAUUGGCCAGCAAUCUUUUAUUCCAAUGGUUUAUUGGGUAUUAUUUGGCUCCUUUGUUAUGUGUAUUUUGGAGCCGAUUGUCCACAGAAGUCAAAAAUGAUUAGUCCGGAAGAAAGACAAUUAAUACAAACUUCAUUGGGACAAGUUGGCAAUCAAAAGGCUUUGAAAACCCCGUGGAAAGCGAUACUCACUAGCGUGCCGUUUCACGCUCUGCUGACAAUGCACUGUGGGAAUAACUGGGGCUUUUGGACAUUAGUAACAGAACUACCUUCGUAUAUGGGUCAAGCACUCAAUAUUCAUAUAAAAAAGAAUGGUGUGGUGUCAUCUAUCCCCUACUUUACAACAUACGUUUUAAGCUUUGUAUUUGGCUUUGCUUCGGAUUAUGCUCUUAAACGCAAAUGGUGUAGCAUCGGCACUUGCAGAAAAGUGUGCAAUUCUGUUGGUGAAUUUGGUCCAGCCAUAAUGCUAAUAGUUCUGUGUCAAGUGCCACCAGGUCAUCCGCAUGCGUGUAUAUUUUUGCUCGCGCUCGUGGUCGGACUUAAUGCGGGAAAUUUGACGGGUUUUUUGAUCACGCACAUCGAUAUGGCUCCAAACUUCGCUGGCCCUCUCAUGGGGGUGACCAACUGCGUCGCCAACUUCGUAGGACUCAUAGCACCCCUGGUGGCCGGUCUUAUACUGGAAGAUGAGAAAGAUCCCAACCAGUGGCACAUGGUGUUUUACUUGGCUUCAGUUGUAUACAUCGUCACGAAUGUGAUAUUCAUCAUAUUUGCUAGCAACGUAGAGCAGCCUUGGAACAAGCCUCCUCAAGAUGUUUAA
This is a messenger RNA of Helicoverpa zea (corn earworm), 1320 nucleotides long. RefSeq names its product putative inorganic phosphate cotransporter. Gene Ontology annotation, molecular function: transmembrane transporter activity. The coding region runs from base 1 to 1320 and encodes 439 amino acids. Gene Ontology annotation, cellular component: plasma membrane. The transcript is spliced from 10 exons. The record is from RefSeq and is a predicted model, not a curated record. NCBI's taxonomy places the organism in Eukaryota, Metazoa, Arthropoda, Insecta, Lepidoptera, Noctuidae. Gene Ontology annotation, biological process: monoatomic anion transport; transmembrane transport.